ACGUGUAUUUAAGUUGGCAGCUGGCGAUCAAAUCUGACAGCGAUUGUCAAAAAUUGGUCUGCGCCCGAAAAAUUGGAAGUACUAAGGGAUUAAAUCACAGUUUUAGAAAUGGGUCACGGAUUCGGAGAAUUGUUCAAACUCAGGGGCAUCAUCACCUACAGGUUGUCGCCUUUUGAGCAGAAGGCUUUCGGCGGUAUCGUCUCGCACGGCAUCCCGAACACGCUUCGCAGGAUGAAGGAAUCCUUCCUUUACGUCGUCCCACCACUAGCUCUUGGUUACUUGGUCUACGACCAAACCGAGAAGGCGCACAUGAAGCUGAUGAGGAAGCAGCCAGGACAGUUCGACGAUGAUGUGUGAAGAGAUAUGAACCUUUUAAAUAAAUUAUUGUAGUAAAUAAUCAAUAAAAAAUUAAAGUAAUACCAUAA
This is a messenger RNA of Nicrophorus vespilloides, 425 nucleotides long. It is a transcript of the gene UQCR-Q, whose product is annotated as cytochrome b-c1 complex subunit 8-like. The record is from RefSeq and is a predicted model, not a curated record. The transcript has 3 exons. Lineage: Eukaryota; Metazoa; Arthropoda; Insecta; Coleoptera; Silphidae. The coding region runs from base 109 to 357 and encodes 82 amino acids. Gene Ontology annotation, biological process: mitochondrial electron transport, ubiquinol to cytochrome c.